AUGCUUCGCGGCGACGACGGACUCUCCGACCUUGUCAGAAAGGUCGUCAGCCUUACCCUCGACUCCAACUCCACUAACACUACGACGGAGCCUACGGCCGACAGCGUCUCACAGACCCCGAGCGCUUCAAUUUCUUCAGUCGGCAACCCGACGACGCAGUCGCUGCACACGCGCGAUCAGUCAUCGUCCUCGAUCUCCUCCCUCUCAUAUUCGAAUGCUUCUGGUUCCGGAGGUCCCCAACGACCCAGACGCUCCCCAUUACGCCGCAGCAAAGCAGGAAGCGUCCGCCUAGGUGGCGACGUCACGGCGUUAAUGCUCGAGAUCGACGCGCUGCAGUCUCAGGUCGCGAACUUGCUCGAUAAGAUCUAUGAAAUCGAAGAGUUACGGCACUCGACAUCAGUGCGUUCAGCACACGCUAAACUCGACGCUCUCAUAUCCGACCUUCACGAGACGAUCGCCCACAUUACCCCCAGGAUAGCGGCACUCGAGGCGUCCGCAACGUCUCCUGAUGUCCAAGAAAUGCUCGCCCCGCUUCUCGCCGACUGGCAAAAGGUGACGAAGCAGCACAACCUUUUGCAACGCGAGCUUCAGGAAGACCCGUGGCUCAUAAGGUUCAAAACGACGGCCGACCAAGCAGAUGGGAUGAUGGACCCGUUGAGCCAGAGUCUGAGCCGAGCUUAUAUCGGACGCAUCCUGGGUUCGGUGAACGCGGUGCCGCUCAGUGCCCCGGAGGGCAAGCUCAGCAUUGGCCACUUCCGCGAGAUGACCGAGGCGCACUCGCGGCUGAAAUCAACCUACGUGCCAAGUGUGAACAGGAUUCUGAAGAUGAUGGACAAGAGUGUCUCAGAUCGCCCGGUCAAGAACGGGGAAGCACUGCGACGAUUGAACGACAUGAACCAGCGGUGGAAAACAAUGCAGAAGCAGCUGAGCCAGCUGGAGUCGAAGAUCACCAUGGUCAUGCAGCAAUAUGACCCCGACCACUCGCCAGACGAUUCGAUGGAGAUGUUGAGCCCCGACGGUGGAGGCUACUUUGGCGGGUCCCCGACGGUCUCAUCGAGCCACUCGUCGUCGCAUGACACCAGCACACCGCUGCAUCGCGUCACGAGUGGGGGGUCCAUGAACUCGAUGAGCUCCUAUGGAGGGUCAUCGUUCUCUGCCCCGUAUGCCAACUCGCAACACCACCAUCAGCCCUCCCACAGCCCGCAUGCCCAGCACAUCCAGUACCAGGUGAACAACCACCAUCAGCCGCUGAAGACGAACAACAACAGCAUGAACCACGUCUCGCCACCGGCGUACAAGCCGACGCCGCGUGGCCUCAGCAAGUCGGUAUCCACCAUGAAUGUUCGCGCUCUCGGAACGCCUGCAGUGGCGCAGCGGACACCGUCGCGGCAACAAUUACGGCCGCCGUCUAGGACAGCGCCGAGGACGUCCCUGAGCCAGUCGCAGUCGGUCGCUACGUCGCUCAGCGCCUUAGCGGCCUCCCCGUCCGAUCGGUUACGGAGGGUGGGUUCUUCGGCGAUCCCCCAGCUGUCGUCGUUCGGGUCGCCCGCUACACCUGCGAAUGGCGGCAGUGGAUUCCGGCGUCCGAGCCUCGCCCCGAGUAGUGCCUCGGGAAGGAUGACGCCCGGCCCGCUGAACCGGCGUGCGAUGACGCCUGGUCCUGGUGUCGGCGAAUCUCCGCCAUCGUCGUUGACGGGCAUGCCGACUCGGCGCGGCGGUGCGCUGCCGCCCAUGCCCGGACGAGCGAGCAGCCGUCCAUCGUUCGCGCCGCAGCACGGAAACCGGUCCAUGAUCGGCCCCUCGUCGUUCCGUCCCACCUCACCGGCCAGUGUCGGGCGCCCUAGUAGCCGCGCCUCGGUCAAGUCGUCGCUGAGCUCACGGAUGCCGCAGGGCCCUGGGUUCGGGGUGCAACCGUUCCGGCCGAGCAAGUACGACGAGCUGGACCUGGCAGUGCAGAAGGUGCUGGAUGCGGUCAAGCCGUCCAUCUUUGUCGCGCGCCUCGACCCUCCCCUGCGCCGUGGGCAGCAGAAGGCGGAGGGAGAAUGGACCGGCGAGUUCGUCUUCGGCUACGGUGAGCGCAGCAACGCAGUCAAGCUGCUCGAGAUGAAGAGCCGGGGGAUCGAGAGCCGGUUCAAGGUCAUGGUCCGCGACGGCGGUGCGUGGCAGGACCUGUCGCCGUUCCUGGAGAAACGAAACAGGAUGGCCGAGGCGGAUGUGUUCUAG
Trichosporon asahii var. asahii CBS 2479 is the source of this 2223-nucleotide messenger RNA. RefSeq lists its product as uncharacterized. Gene Ontology annotation, biological process: nuclear migration along microtubule; mitotic spindle orientation checkpoint signaling; establishment of spindle localization. Lineage: Eukaryota; Fungi; Basidiomycota; Tremellomycetes; Trichosporonales; Trichosporonaceae. Bases 1 to 2223 code for a protein of 740 amino acids. Gene Ontology annotation, cellular component: spindle pole body; cell cortex; mating projection tip. The record is from RefSeq and is a predicted model, not a curated record. The transcript is spliced from 5 exons.